Messenger RNA from Lagenorhynchus albirostris (white-beaked dolphin), 721 nucleotides. It is a transcript of the gene SMIM29, whose product is annotated as small integral membrane protein 29. The coding region runs from base 310 to 663 and encodes 117 amino acids. The record is from RefSeq and is a predicted model, not a curated record. The transcript is spliced from 4 exons. Lineage: Eukaryota; Metazoa; Chordata; Mammalia; Artiodactyla; Delphinidae.
GCCGGGUUGGAUGGGCUGCAAAGCGCGGGUACAGGUCCACGCCUCGGGGUGUUGGGAUGCCAGGAGGCCCGGGCCCCUCUGUGCUCCCCCUAAGUUCCCUUCCCCUGGCCUGAGCCUCCCAGCGCCGUGGGAACUACCUCUCGCUCUCCGUUGCUGGUCCGCAUCCUAGGAACGGCCUGUCACCCUCCCUACCUCGGCAUGUCCCCUCUACUAUGGGACGGGCAUGCGACUGGGGAGCCCAGUGGAGGCGCCCUCCCGAGGCAGUACUACUGCCCAUGCUGACUACCCAGCCCUCUGGCUGCCGAUGUCAUGAGUAACACCACAGUGCCCAAUGCCCCACAGGCCAGCAGCGACUCCAUGGUGGGCUAUGUGUUGGGGCCCUUCUUCCUCAUCACCCUGGUCGGGGUGGUGGUGGCCGUGGUAAUGUAUGUCCAGAAGAAAAAGCGGGUGGACCGGCUUCGCCAUCACCUGCUCCCUGUGUACAGCUACGACCCUGCUGAGGAGCUGCACGAGGCUGAGCAGGAGCUCCUCUCUGACGUGGGAGACCCCAAGGUGAGCACUCUGGGGACAGCGAGAAUCAGCAGAGGUGGGCCUGCUCUAUUGAUACCCCUGAAGACAGAGCCUGGUUCUGCUCUCAGCCUUCCCCAUGUGGGCCGUGGCUAGUGGGGUGCCUCCUCCCAAGUUGUGCUGCGGACUGUGCCCUGUGGUGCGGGUCUCCUCC